UCAGUUUUAAGAAGACUGACUCAAGAAUCCAGAGUGAGUCCGGCACCCACAGUGGAGAUCUGCUGGACAAGAGAAGAAUGGAGGAGGACAACCAGAACCCAGAGCAGCGGAGCAACAAGGUCCCCAGAAGACAAUCAGCAAGCUCGGACUCUGAUAGCAGCCAUGUUCAG
Messenger RNA from Etheostoma spectabile (orangethroat darter), 170 nucleotides. RefSeq lists its product as uncharacterized. NCBI's taxonomy places the organism in Eukaryota, Metazoa, Chordata, Actinopteri, Perciformes, Percidae. The record is from RefSeq and is a predicted model, not a curated record.